CUCUCCGCGUCACUGCACCCCUGACAGCAUCACUACAUCACCAGCCUGCUAUCCAAUCAUCAUGACUCUUCAUUAACUUCAAGGCUCCUGUCAACAUCACGAACCACUAGCUAUGUCGAACUCUAUCCUUUCCGCCUCCGCCAAAGGCGCCACUUUUCUCAUUAUCCUGCAAGUUGCUUCUCGGGCACUCACAUUCGCUGUCAAUCAGAUCCUGUUGAGAUUCUUGUCGCCUGAACUUCUCGGCGUCUCAGCUCAGCUCGAACUGUUCUCUAUUUCUGUGCUCUACUUCGCACGGGAGAGUCUACGAGUAGCUCUUCAGCGCCAAGCUCAGGGGGUCCAAGCUGUUGUCAAUCUCUCAUAUCUUGCAGUCAUUUCUGGAGUUCCGUUGACGUUUGGCCUCGCUCAUCUGUGGCUUCGGUCUGAUACGCCAAAUGUCCCCUACUUCGUGGAAGCUCUAAGCGUCUAUGGAUUUGCUACGAUCGUCGAACUUGUUACUGAGCCGGCAUUCUCAGCCGUGCAACAUAAGCUUUUAUACAAGAUUCGAGCCUCAGCGGAAAGUACUGGUACUGUGCUCCGCUGCGUUGGGACAUGUGGGUCUGCUAUCUUGGCAAGCCGAGCUGGUCUUGACAUUGGAGUCCUGCCGUUUGCGAUAGGACAGCUGAGCUACGCCUUAUCACUGUUUGUGGUCUACCUGUACAAGACAUGGCCUGUGUCGGAUGAGCACCGUUUCUCGCUGCUCCCAAAGCAAAUACCGGCAACAAAAGACGACUCAAGCAUACUCAACUAUUUCUCAGCUCCUCUCCUACGACUCACGGCAUCACUUACUUUACAGUCCGCCUUGAAGUAUAUCCUUACCCAAGGAGAUUCGCUGCUCAUUACGACAAUGGCAUCCCUUGCGGAUCAAGGAGCAUAUGCUCUGGCAUCCAACUAUGGAGGGCUGGUUGCACGAAUGCUGUUUCAGCCUAUUGAGGAAAGCAGUCGCAAUCUUUUCGCAAAACUUUGCGCGAAUGCAGAGCCCACGGAGGACGCCAACGACAUGAAAGCGAAGACUUUGGAGAAGGAUAAGGAUCAGCAACAGAGCCUUUUACAAGCCAAUAAGAUCUUGACCACAAUCAUACACCUGUAUACAAUCAUCUCCUUGUUCGCGAUAACUUUGGGACCAUCACUCGCUCCAAUUCUUCUUUCCAUCGUGGCAGGUAAGAAAUGGUCCGCGACCUCGGCCUCGAAGGUUCUGACCACAUAUUGUUACUACAUACCAUUUCUAGCAAUCAACGGUGUGACAGAGGCCUUUGUGGCAGCCGUUGCUACGAACAAGGAGCUGUACACACAAUCCAUCUCCAUGGGGAUCUUCUUCGCUUUCUUUGCUGGCAGCGCGUGGUUUUUUGUCGGACAACUCCAGCUCGGAGGAAGUGGGGUGGUACUCGCAAACACGGUCAACAUGGGCUUACGCAUCGUCUGGAAUACGUGGUUCAUGAAGAGGUUUUUCGGACAGAGAGGGUUGCAAUUCAAGAUUUCAGACACGCUACCAUCAGUUACGGCUCUUGCGCCAGCUGUCAUCAUUCCUACGUUGAUGCAGACAAAACCAGGUUUGCAGUAUGUCGCACAGUUCGGUGUGCUUGGGGAGCUGUUUAGUAUGGGUUUAGUUGGAGGUCUUUAUGUUCUGCAUGUUCUUUUCUUCGAGCGACUUUUCUUCUUAGACUGCUACCGGAUGCUGCGUCCUUCACGAUCUUCGCCGUGAUUUCGAUGAUAGAAUCAAGAUUCGCUUUUCAUAAGAAGUUUCCUCCGUUAGCGUUAUCCUCAUGCACCUUCUUUCUCGGCCAUGUGGAAAAGCUGGAAAAAAGCUACGUUAUUCCUAGUAAAAGACGCAACGAAAUUACAGAAACAAAUGCGACGAACAAAGUAAGUCAGACGUAUACCAGCAGCCAGAAGGCUAUGGAAAUUUUACGUUAACUUCAUGUGUAGUUAUUAAGCUGUUGCUAGACUUUGCUGAAGUUUUUUGGAGCUUGUACAAGAUACACCUUCCG
Messenger RNA from Dothidotthia symphoricarpi CBS 119687, 2024 nucleotides. Its product is annotated as oligosaccharide translocation protein RFT1. Lineage: Eukaryota; Fungi; Ascomycota; Dothideomycetes; Pleosporales; Dothidotthiaceae. Bases 113 to 1738 code for a protein of 541 amino acids. Gene Ontology annotation, cellular component: endoplasmic reticulum membrane. The record is from RefSeq and is a predicted model, not a curated record. The transcript has a single exon. Gene Ontology annotation, biological process: glycolipid translocation; dolichol-linked oligosaccharide biosynthetic process.